This is a messenger RNA of Rhodamnia argentea, 1294 nucleotides long. RefSeq names its product general transcription factor IIE subunit 2-like. Bases 173 to 1015 code for a protein of 280 amino acids. Gene Ontology annotation, cellular component: transcription factor TFIIE complex. Gene Ontology annotation, biological process: transcription initiation at RNA polymerase II promoter. Lineage: Eukaryota; Viridiplantae; Streptophyta; Magnoliopsida; Myrtales; Myrtaceae. The record is from RefSeq and is a predicted model, not a curated record. The transcript is spliced from 5 exons.
UAAAUUCCAGGUCCUGAGCAAGAGCAAGAGAAGCCGAUUCGGAGCCGGAAGAGAGAACCUCGUUGCUUCUCCCCGCUUCUUGAUCGAGGAAUCGCAGGUUCAUUCGCUCUGAACAUUGAAUUUGGGAGAAAUCGGCGCACGUUGAACGGGAUUGACUACUUAUUGGAUAACCAUGGCAUUACAAGAGCAGUUGAAUAAGUUCAAGAAGCAGCAGGAGAAGUGUCAAUCCACUCUUAGCAGUAUCACGGCCAGGCCAGGCACGAGGACGCCAGCGAAGCACGUGCCUCCACCUCCUGCUGGUGCACGAGCUCCAUUGCCUGCUGUCAAGUUCUCAGAUGACACAGAAAGACUUAAGUAUAUUAGUAGUAUACGCAAAGCACCUGUAGGUGCUCAGAUGAAGCGUGUCAUCGACCUGUUGUUUGAGACAAGACGGGCAUUUACACCAGAGCAGAUAAAUGAAGCAUGUUAUGUCGAUAUGCUUUCCAAUAAAGCUGUCUUUGACAGUUUGGCAAAUAACCCGAAAGUAUACUAUGAUGGCCAGCGGUUUUCUUACAAGUCAAAGCAUGAUGUGAAGGACAAAAACCAGUUACUGAAGUUGAUAAGAAGCUACACGGAGGGCAUUGCUGUCAUUGACCUUAAGGAUGCAUACCCAACUGUGAUGGAGGACUUACAGGCCUUGAAAGCUGCUGGUCAAGUGUGGCUCCUAUCGAACUUUGACUCUCAGGAGGAUAUUGCCUACCCGAAUGAUCCCAAAGUGCCAAUAAAAGUAGAUGAUGAUUUGAAGCAACUCUUUCGGAGUAUCGAGUUACCCCGGGACAUGAUCGACAUCGAGAAGGAUCUCCAGAAAAAUGGCAUGAAACCAUCUACAAACACGACGCAGAGAAGGCUUGCAGCCCAAAUCCAUGGGAUUUCGCAGAAGCCCAAGCUCAAGAAGAAGAAGCACGAGAUCAGCAAGAGGACGAAGCUCACCAACGUUCAUCUUCCAGAACUGUUCGAGAAUCUCAGAAGUUCCUGAAGGACGGAGAUGCAGAAGCUGUCCUCACCAAACAAAUACGUGUGGACUGAAUGGACGAUGAUCUUUUUCCCCUUGUAUCUCCGAUAUUGUUGUCCUUACCGUGUGCCUGUUUUGGAUCAUUGAUCUCGACCGUAAUCUGAAGUAUACAGUCGCAGAGUUCUGAAAGUCAGAUUCAUCCAAGUUCAAUGGAGGUUAAGAACUAGUAUUGGAAAGCUCUUCAACCCAAUUAGAUCAGCAAAAGACCAGUGACAAAUACAUCAGCGGCAUCUGUCACCUAAA